Molecule: messenger RNA, 624 nt
Organism: Pneumocystis carinii B80
Lineage: Eukaryota; Fungi; Ascomycota; Pneumocystomycetes; Pneumocystales; Pneumocystaceae
Exons: 6
Coding region: 1-624 (207 amino acids)
Biological process (GO): dolichol-linked oligosaccharide biosynthetic process
Cellular component (GO): UDP-N-acetylglucosamine transferase complex
Source: RefSeq, a predicted model, not a curated record
AUGGAUAUAAGAAUAAUUUAUGUUUUAACAAAGCCUCGUAAACAUAAACAUAAGUCUAGAAGCAAAGAUGAUCAAAUAAAAUUACUUAUAUUUCUUGGUUCUGGUGGCCAUACUGCAGAAAUGAUAAGAUUAUUAAAAAAAGUUGAUUUUUUAAGAUAUAGUAAAAGAACAUAUGUUAUUUCUGCAGGAGAUUUUUUAAGCAAAGGGAAAGUUAGAAAGCUAGAAAUAGAAAAAACAAAUUCUAGUGGAUACGCAGGAAAAUACUAUAUAGAAAAUGUUCCACGAGCACGUUAUGUUAAUCAAGUAUAUUAUACCACUGCAUUUUCUUCAAUACUAUGUCUGAUAUCAUGUUUGAAAAUACUUUUAUGGAAUAAAUUAGGAAGACCAGAUGCCCUUCUAUGUAAUGGCCCCGGAAGCAGUGUAAUGAUGUGCCUGGCUGCUAUAAUUACUGAAAUAUUUGGGCUUAAUCGUCCAGAUAUUAUAUUUAUAGAAUCAUUCGCUCGUGUAAAAUCUUUAUCGCUUUCUGGAAGAAUACUAUUAUAUCUUGUUGAUCGAUUUAUUGUUCAGUGGCCAGAUUUAAUAAAAAAAUCCUCAAAAAUAGAAUAUUAUGGUAUUUUGAUAUAA